Molecule: messenger RNA, 4764 nt
Organism: Eimeria tenella
Lineage: Eukaryota; Apicomplexa; Conoidasida; Eucoccidiorida; Eimeriidae
Product: Leucine Rich Repeat family protein, related
Exons: 40
Coding region: 1-4764 (1587 amino acids)
Cellular component (GO): cytoplasm
Molecular function (GO): protein binding
Source: RefSeq, a predicted model, not a curated record
AUGGAGCGGGAAGAAGGCGCGGAAGAAGCCGCGCAGUUCGCGCAGCUGGACGGAGAAGUGUUUGAAGAGUGCCUGGGCCCGCGGUGGGCCGAGCAGCAGCACUUGAGUCUGGACUUUUCCUCGAACUUGUUCUGUCUGGAGAGCCUGGGGGCCCCCGGGAAGGGGCUGCUGGACCCGCGGCUGCGGGUCUCGAACUUGCUGCAGCUGGACCUGGCGAACAACGCGCUGCGGGAGGUGGCUGCGGUGUCUGUACACCGCGGCUUCAAGCGCCUGCAAACGCUCAACCUCCACAACAACCUCCUCACUUCUGUUCUUCUUCAGCUUCCUUCGCUCCGUCGUUUGGACUUGUCCAAAAACCAACUCCAAACUCUCCCGGACCUCCAGGGCCUCCGCAACCUCGAGGAACUUCUCCUCAGCCACAACCGAAUCUCCGAAGCAAAUUUGGAAAGUUUGCUGCUGCUGCCGAAUUUGCGGCAGCUGGAUCUUUCCUACAAUUGCCUCAGCACUUUGCCUUCCAACUUCCUCCGAGAAAUUGAACACCUCAAGGGACUCUCCAAACUCGCGAAAGUGGACUUUCGGGGCAACGAGAGCAGCGCCUGGUUUCCAGAAUAUGCUGCAGUUUUAGCUGCUAAUGCUGCAGCAAAUGGGCAGCCGCUGCAGCAAAUUGACGGGGAGAACUUGGCCCCCCGCAGCCAGAAAGAACUCCAGGAAGCUGCUGCUCUCGUGCUGCAGAACAUCGACCACGGGCUGGGCAGCCUCUGCGGCGUGGGCGAAGGCUCGCUGGCCUUUUAUGUCUCUUCUUUGCUGCAGCAGCUGACGCAGCAGCAGCAGCAGCAGCAGCAAGAAGACCCCAAAGGAGACAAAAGCGGCCUUGCUUCUCAAGUCCUCGCCCAAGUUGUUGUCCCUUCUCUCCUCGAACUCAAAACUGAUGAGAGAGCCGUGAUGGACAUACUGCGGGGCCUCGCGGGCGAAGGAGACAGCCUCGCGAUGGCCCUCGCGCUGUCUCCCUGUGUCUCUUUGCUGGGGGACCUUCUUUCUCUUUGCGGCCCCACACCGGCUAUCUGCAAAGUUUUGGCUUUAGUUUGUCUCGCUCAAGAAAACUGCAUCGAGGCCACAGGACAGGGAGUGCCCCAGCUGCUGUGCCACCGCAUUCUGGAGGAGGGAAUUCCAAAGUCAGAAGAAAAGUUUUCUUUAUUUUGCGACAUGUGCAUCAUUUUGGGCCGCUGCGCGUGGCACUGCCCGAAGGCGGCUUUGCAUUUGACGAAGUCGCUUAUACACCUCAAAGUGUUUCUUCCGGGGCUGCGGGAAAUUUUGGGAGAAAGAAAAAGUUCUUCAACUCUUCCGAUUAAAAAGGCAAAAGUGGCCGCCGCCAUAAUUGACGCUCUCACGGGCAUGAUUAAAAGCUCCCAGGAGGCGAUGGAGGUGUGUUGCAACAAUUACCACUUUGUGGAUUUGCUGCUGCCGGCGCUGAAAGAAGACGCAGCAGACCCUUUAAUUCUUGCUGCGAGUUGCACGGGCGUCCGCGUGGUCCUGGAGUUUGAACUGCAGCAGCAGCAGCAGCAGCAGCAGCAGCUGCAGCAGCAGCAGCAGCAGCAGCUGCUGCAGUACAUCUCCAGCGAGCUGCAAGGUGCUGCUGCGCUGCUGCAGUACUUGGGCGGCUCCAGCUACAGCCGUUUGUGCGACAGGGCCCACAGGGCCCUCAAGGACUCAGAUAAGCUGGACUUCGUGCCGGAAACUCCUCCUUUGUGCCGUUUGACGAACACUUUUGCAUGCAAAGCUUUGGCCGCCAUUUGCGACUUUUUGGGGUUUUACCUGCGCCCCACAAACCAGCCUUCUUUUCAAUCGCUGGUGGAUUCAUUUUUGGCGUCUCGGGGAGAAAAGGCAAUAAUAAAUUUGUUGGAAGUUCGAAAUGAAGAAGUGGUGCGCGCGGCGGUGGGGUGUACGUACAGCUUGCCGCUGGAGUGUAUAUCCAAGGAGACAGUUUUGCUGCUAAUUAAUUUAAUCAAAAGACUCCACUUUCCGCAUGCAGGACUGACCUCGGAAGUGCUGCAGACUGCAGCAAAAGUGCUGCUGCGCCUCGCCCUCGCAGAGGCCCCCAGGGCCCACGCAGUGCUAAAAUCCACAAUUGAAAAUUUGCAUGCACUCAACAAAGUCUGCGUCGAGUUCCUCUUGGCGGCCUCCCGCGUCGACACCGUCCGAGACAUCAUGAGACUCGCAGACCUCCUCCAGGGAUGGCCGGACCUCCCCGACGCAGCCAAAGACAUGAGCCUUAGGGACUUUGUGCGUCUGUGCGUUGCUGAGCGGCUGCUGCUCUUCUUAACUCCCCUCAGCAGCCGCAGCACUGCGAGGAGACAGGCGAGACAGAAGGCUUUGAAGCAGCACGCAGAGUAUUGGGCGGGCCGCCUGAAGGCAGACAUAGAAGACGCGGAGGCCGAGAUAGCAAGAGCAGAAGAGGAAGCAGCAGCAGCAGAAGAGGAGGAGCAGCCAGUGCUGCAGCAGCCGCAGCAGCGCAGCGAACUGGUGAAGGCCCUGGCCCAGUCCAAACCGCGCAGCUGGAAAGAAAGACUCAAAAACAGAAGCAAGCAGCAGCAAAAACCAGCAGCAAAACCAAAAAAGAAAAAGACACAAAAGGAAAAAUUAGAAGAGCUGCAAAACGACCCAGUGUAUGCUGACCUCUACGGCAAAGACGACGAGGAACCAUCACUGUGGGCCAACUUCCAUGCUGCUGAGCUGCAGCCCUGCUAUAUUGUUGCUGCUACACUGAGAGUUAUUUACGCGGCGCUGCAGUUUCCGGUGACUCCAGUGGCGUGUACAGACACCCGAAGCGUUUGCAGAAGAAUUGUUUUUUUGAGAUCUUUGAUAUCUUUGGUCGAGAACUGCCCCUUCAUUACAGCAAAUGUGGGGGCGAAGUUCUGCAGGCUGAUGCAGCGGGUCCUCAGGCUGGAGCCGCAGCAGCCAGUGGAGUCUAUGGAUCUCAUUCUUAACUACGACAUCGUUGCCGAGUGCACCCGUCAGAUGAUGGCUCCUCUACAUCACCUCAUCAGGCAAGCCUCUACAAAGCCCUUGGAUUUGAGAGAGCAGAUUCUUUGUGUGGAGCUUUCUGCCCUUUACGCAACUUUGGCGCGGCAAAUUCCUUAUAUCAAAUUUUCAGAGGAGAGAGAAGUUCAAGAUUGGGCAGUUGAGGAAACUUUCAAACGGCUCUUUCCAAUUUCUUCAGUGAAGGUUUUCGUCUCCAUGUUAAUUAUGGACUUGGCCGUCGACGCAGGCAGCGCACACGGAAGCUACGUCUCCCAUCUGUUGUCCCGGCUGGCUAUGGAACGUGAACGAAUGCGCGUGGACUGCAUUGACAUUUUAUCAGCUUUGAUGCAGCACUGCCCCGAGUCUCUCAGCUUCGAAGCAGUGCGAGCCCUCGAGCAUGCCCGCGUGUUUCUUCACUAUCCUAUUCGCCCUUCCGUGAUGUAUGAGCUUCUGGACUUGACGAAUACGCAGUACUUCAGCAGGACCCUUGAGCUGCUGCUGUCCUCCCACUCCCAAGUCGCCGAAAGGGUUUUGCGAAUUGGGUCAGUGCUUUGGUACAACGCCCUAAGGCACCAAGACGAUCAGCCUGAACGCGCAGUGGCUGUUGCCACGAGCCGCCGCUUUUACAUUGUCGAGCGGCCUAAAGGAAUUCGGGACCCGCUAAACCCUGAAAUAGAGUUUGUUUUCGAAAAGGGUUUUGGAAUUCGAAUUUUCGAAAUGAGAGAAUACAAAGACAUGACGCGAAUUGUUAAGGGUUUUCCCGGAGACGAGUGGAUCGCCGUGGGCUGGAUCUACAAGAAAGAAGGACAAGGAGCUGAAAAAGAAACAAUGGACUGUCUUAUUUUCGAAGUGCUGCAUCAGGCAGAAGACUUCAUGAUGUGCUUGAGGGCCUGCUCAGGGGUUUGCGACGAAGAGCGCGUGGACUUGCUGCGGGACGUGGUGUCUGCGGAGUGUUUGCUGCAGCACAUAAAGCUGCAGCUAAUAAGCUGCGAGUGUUUUGCAAUUCGUCGACAAACACAAGAAGAUGAAGCCCCAGUGGACCGCCUGGGCUUGUACAUUCUAACUGCCAUGUACCUGUACGAGUUUUUCAUUGACUGGCAAUAUUGGUUUGCCUUCGAUCCCACCAGCGCCGAGGAGAAGUGGGGAGUGCAGCUGCUGUGUCUGGAGGAAGAGUCGUCGGCAGCAAACUGGGGUGUACGUACACCUAAACUGGACAACUUCCUGGGCUGGAUGGACCCCCAAGUAGCAGCAGCAGAAGCAAAUUUGCUGCUGAGCAGCAGCAGCGACGCGGGAGAAGCAGACACAGCAGCAGCAGCAGCAGCAGCAGCAGCAGCAGCAGCAGCAGCAGCAGCGGCAGAGGUGCAGCGCAGCCGCGCAGCAGCGGUGCAGCAGGGAGGCCCCGCAUGGCUGGAAAAUCUUUUUGGAAUUUCUCGCGGAAAAACUCAAAAGCGUUUGGAAGCAGCAAAACUCCAUUUCUUGCAAAAGGGACAAAAGGCCAAACUCGAAGACAUUCGACAGAUUGAAUUUGGGGGCGGCGAGAGCUGCUGGGUGACGCUGACGUGGCGGCGGCCAAAAGUGGACAAAAGCAAGCAGCAGCAGCAGCAGCAGCAGCAGCAGCAGCGGCAGCGGAAAGGAGAGACCCCACAAGCCCCCGUGAUGCAGCUGCUGCUGUUUGGAGACAGCAGCAGAGAACGCUUCAGGCGGGCCCUUGCUGCAGCUCUCAACAGGACCGAAGAAAGCAUGUAA